AUGGGGCCAUCUCCGUGGUCGCCGUGCCCUUCCUCCCUUUCUUUAUCUCAUGUGACGCUAAAGCCGGAUGGUACUCUACGGGUUACGGUAUCCAACUGUUCAUCCGGAGUGGCAAAGUCCACACUUGAGGCGCGGCUAGACCUCCGAAGGUUACCAUUACUCCUGAGAACAGUGUCAGAACAGCAAGAGGCUCUGGCUGGCCCCCCCUAG
This is a messenger RNA of Aspergillus welwitschiae, 210 nucleotides long. RefSeq lists its product as uncharacterized. The record is from RefSeq and is a predicted model, not a curated record. The coding region runs from base 1 to 210 and encodes 69 amino acids. Lineage: Eukaryota; Fungi; Ascomycota; Eurotiomycetes; Eurotiales; Aspergillaceae. The transcript has 2 exons.